Molecule: messenger RNA, 3113 nt
Organism: Fundulus heteroclitus (mummichog)
Lineage: Eukaryota; Metazoa; Chordata; Actinopteri; Cyprinodontiformes; Fundulidae
Gene: gng12a
Product: guanine nucleotide binding protein (G protein), gamma 12a
Exons: 3
Coding region: 325-543 (72 amino acids)
Biological process (GO): G protein-coupled receptor signaling pathway
Cellular component (GO): heterotrimeric G-protein complex
Molecular function (GO): G-protein beta-subunit binding
Source: RefSeq, a predicted model, not a curated record
CUCGGCUUGGUCCGCCUCUCUGUCCUCCCGACGACACUCGGCACUUUUCGCCCUAGCGGAGGAGGAGAAAAGGCAAGGCAGAGUGCCCCGAGUGCUCGCUGUGACACGGGAGGAGAAAGUAGUCCGCGGCGGCCGUGCGGGGUCAGGGGAGCUGUGGAGCGUCCAGCAGCUGGUCUAGCCGCCGUGUUUGGCACACAGCUGAGCGGGCUGAGAGUCCUGAACGUCGGGGCCGAGGGAAACGUCACGGACACAGCUCGGCUUCAGCCUCCGGGAACCUGUUAGACCUGACAGCGCAGUGUUCCGGCCAGUGUUGUGCUCACCAAGAUGUCUUCAAAGGCUCAGGGCUCCAAUAACCUGAACCAGGCCCGGCAGGCCGUACAGCAGCUGAGACUAGAGGCGAAAAAACCCAGGAUUAAGGUCUCCGUAGCCUCUCAAGACCUCGUGAAUUUCUGCAACCAGCAUUACAAAUCCGACCCCCUGCUGGUCGGCAUCCCUGCGUCAGAGAACCCUUUCAAGGAAAAAAAGUCCUGCACUAUAUUGUAGUGGACGCCCUCUUCUAGCCUGGUUCUAUUUUUCUUCUGCUUCUCAAUGUUGCUGUGUUCUUCAUGUUGGGAGGAGCGAGAGAUGAACUGCGAUCAUAUCAUUACACCUUUUAACAGUUCAUUCAAGGUCAUCCAGAAUGAUGUGCGGCUGUCCCAUUAAUGAGAUCUUUACCAAAACUACUGACCUGCCACUGUUCAGUGUGAGCUUCAGGCACUUCAGAAAUGUUUGGCUGCGGGGUUCUGAUUAUAUCACAUGUUCUUUACCAAGUGUCAAGCUUAUUUCCUAAUUCUUCUAACAGUAAAGGCAGCAUUCCGUGACAGGGUUGCUCUUUCAGUUUUUAUACGGUUAUCUCCAGUGGGUAUUGACUGUUAUUUGCCGCUAGUUUGCCUUAAACUACCAACCAAAGUUCCCUACCUGUCCUUUUAUACCAACUUCAGAUGAUUGAGAAUCACUGCAGACAUUUUACACACAGGCGAUUUAUGCCACUAAAUUCUUGGGAUCACAGUUUCCAAAUGUUGCCAUGAUGUGGGUUUUUUUUUUCUGCUGAGAGAGAAGCAGGUAGUAUUAAAUCAAAGUCAAUGAGCACAGAAGUAUUUUACAGCCUGCUACAGCUCCAACUGGCCAAUGAUAAUCCACAUUCCAUUUAUUGCCAAUUAGCCUUUUAGUUGCAGUUUGAUACAUUCCAGAGUUGUCUUCAAAAUGAUAUUAAAACAACCAUGAUGCAGAGAUAUCCUCCAUGUUGAAUAUGGUUGGAAUCCAUUCAUCUUACCAAGCUUUUUGGGGAAGUCUCCUGCAUAUUUUAAAAUAUGAAUUUAGCUCAGAUUUUUUUUCCCUUUUUUUUAACUCUGCAUUGAUCAAAUUACUUUUUAAACUUUUUAAUGUAGAUUUCCUUUUACUGUUAGUUUACACUGGAUGCAGAUUCGAACACUGUGUAAUGAAAACCAUGGGACCAAGCCAAACCUGUGCAGCUGCUUUUAUAACCAUUUCUUGAAGUAGAGAUGCACCGAUCAGAUGUUUGUGGCCAAUUAAAAAGCUUUGAUUUGAUGGUACCAUUUUAAACAUUAGUCCAAUUCUUUUACACACAUUUAUUACUGCACAACUGCUGUUAUCAGCAUGUUUCAUUUGUACUUAAAAGCAUAAGAUGAUAAAAGCACACUGUUAGUAGCUUGUUGGGCUAACUAUGUUAGUCUUGAGUUUAAUGGAACACAGUCUAGCUAGCUACUAGCUCUUGUUCCUGGUUCCCUGUCGUCCACUUGGGUUUAUACUGGUAGUUCUCUAAAAUCUAUCCAGUACACUCCUCUUUUGAGAAUGAGGGCAGUGUGUUUGAACAAGCCAGCUUAUUUGCUGUUAUCACAGUACGCUAGUUUCAUAAAUACAUUCAUAGUUGAUGCAGCAUUUCUUCCAAGUAUCACCCUUAGUGUUUGAACCACAAUUUGAGAAUCAUAGCCCCAGAGAAAAGCCUCAACUUUGGAAUUUCCAAAAGACUGCCAAUAUUUUAAAAUCCAGCAUGUUCCAUGGCAGACAGAGGUUGAAAGCAGAAAAGGAUAAAAAAAAAAAAGCAACUUUCCCAUAAUUCCUCCUCUUGGCGUGUCAUAGAACGUUCUGUUUUAAAUAGCUACUUGCAUCUCUAUGCUGCCUCUGUCUUUAUUUUUUACUUAUUAAAGCAAAAAUUAGCUUCUUCCCUCAGUAACAACUUCCAUACUAAAGACCAUGGUAACCUUUAGGCACUUAGGCCCAUCUGUUGGUGCAUCUCUCGUUAUGAGCAUUCACAAUCCAGAAACCAUCUGUGGUGAACUUUUUUUUUUUUUUAUCUAUGGCUACACAAAACAUGGCAAAUGUUGCAGAUCACUGUGAGCUUCGCCUGUUGACUCGUAACAAAAGUCUUAAUCAAGUAAACGUGCACAUCAGGGCUUUUAAAUGUUGUUGGUACAUGUGACAAAACCACUCUCCCAGGACUACUUUUACAUUUGCUUUACCUGUUUUAUUACUGGUGGAGGUUGGGUGAGGGAGGGGGGGGGGGGGUGGUUGAAUCAACACAUCCUGCAUAUUGUGAUUUAAAAAAACAAACAAAAAAAAAAACAUUUCCCUUGGGUUUCAUAUCUGUUAGGGUAAAUUUAGAUAGUGGGAAUAAAAACAGCCUUACUCAUGUUUGCCUCAUAAAAAAUAUUUAACCUGUUGUAUUUCUUUAAAGAAUCAUGUUCUUUUUUUAAUUUGUGGAAGGAUUGAUUUGGUAUUCUUAGCGUUGCCAUAAGGACACCUGCAGCUGAUCCAGUGUUCUUACUCUUCUCUACAUCAGUAUGAUUGUCUGUUUUUUGCAGUCUGUUUUCUUACUUGCAAUGAAUUAGCUCUGUAUGUCUCUGCCAUUUGAUUGUUGAGCAGCAAAGAUUAGGAAUUUAUCUGCCACAUGUUGCCACAUCUGCAUUCGCAGUGAUUCUGUAACUCUUGUUGUUCCAUUGAGAUUAAUCGAACUGUCAGAAUCAGCUUUUUCUGUUGGUUAAAUGUGUUUAAUAAUUUACCAACCUUUGUAUGAAACUUCAUGGGGAUUAAUAAAUUGAAACAUUCCUACAGUA